CCACAACCACCCAACAGACACAUCAAGCCUUUCCCUUUUAAAUAAUGUGUCCAAUAGCUGGCAGCCAUGUUGAGCUCUUAUAUGAAGUACAUCAGCACCAUUGUCAACUCGAUUGGCCCCUCUUCGUUGGACCUGCGGUGGCUGGGCGGCGGAGGCUGGGAAAGACAGGCGGUCGUUUAGCCAACCACCUCAAACACUCAUGGCAGCCCAAUUCAGAGCUUCUUUCUCCCUUGCUUCCUGCCCCAAUUCUUUUCAGACUCUUAUGUACCCCCUUGACCGGCUCGGGUCCUAUGCGUGGGAAAUGCCCAUGAGCUAUCUCAUACUGAAAGUGCAAGUGAGUGAUUGAGCGUAUACAUUCCUCGGUUGAUCCCGACCGCCAUGUUGGCUCCGGGUUCGGGCAAUGUCAGUCUACGGACUGUCAGUUCAAGUAGACCGCAGAUGAUACAUACCGAAGAUCAACAAUCCGUUGCCGCUUCAGAUGACUACUAUUCGUUCUCGAGCCAGAGUUCCAGCGCAAGGUCUCGGACGAGUGGCAGCCGAGUCAAUGUCGUGCGCUAUGCGACUCCCAACUCUCGCCCUGCAUCUCAUACGCCUUCCCCUAGCGUUUCAAGAUCACAUCUCGCCCCGCCGGUGGCUGGCACGCGCUCGCAGCCCUCAGUGGACUCCUCGAGCGAUAAUAGAGUCUUUACUACACCCGCGUCCCGAACGAUACGCUCCGUUGAGGAUAGAGAAGUUCACCUGAGCCCUAUGUCUCACACCACGUCUAGCCAGGCGCCCGCUGAUAGCUACGCCGGACGCCCACCGACUCCCGGAAUGGACGACUCGCCUUAUAUUCACUUCGCCAUCAGCCAGCUGACGCGUGAUGAGGACGUCGCGGGUCCCAGGCGGAGAAGUUCGAUCAUUAGCCAGGACUCUCCCGCGGAGCCGCUGCUCUGGGAUGAUGGUCUUGGCUGCUUCAUCCGCUCGCAUGGGCCUUCUUCAACUCCGGCAGUGAGACAGCAACAGACAUCUCCCAUUUCCGCAAGAAGGUCACCUCAAAAUUCGGUGGACCCGGAAUCAUUCGUCCCAGUGGAUCCUCCGGAGGAAAGCCUACUGUACCCUGCAUUAGAUUAUGUGCCCUGCGUACUACGCACAUGGGCUUUAAUGGCACUCACGACAUGCUGUCUGCUUAUGAUGGCGGGAAUCAUCUUUUGCAAUGUCUGGUCGCCGCGACAUCAAGGACUAUGGGAUUAUGAGAGGCAGGGUGGUUCUCAUUACUUCGUGAUGCAAUUUUUACCGCAGAUUCUGGGUAUGAUCAUCACUCUUUGGACGUUUGUGGUUCAGGCCGCCGUGUAUCGCAUCAUGCCGUUUGCCAUCAUGGCAUCGGAACGGCCGUACGAUCGCGUCCUACAAGGACUGCCAAUUCUCUCGCGCAACUUCAUCCUGCCGGAUCUCUCGCACUUUAAGCACGGAGAGGCUCUCGUUGGAUUCGCUUUACUUUCCAUGUGGCUCUCCAAUAUUAUCGCACUGCCGCUUCUCAGUUGUCUGUUCCAGGCCAAAUGGUAUAUAAUCGACGGCCAGGGGACCUGGCGAUGGGCUUCCGUUCUGGCCGUCGGUUGGACGCUAGUGGCCAUCUACGGCUUGUCGACUAUUGGACUCAUCCUACUUAUGCUCCGCUUCGUCCGCACAUGGUCUGGCUUAAUGUGGGACCCUGUUAGCCUGGCGGACCUCAUUUCGGUCAUUCAACGGUCAAACAUCCUGCAUGAUUUUGAACAGUCUGAAACAUUGCCCCACGUUGGAGAGUCGCUUGAACCUCGAUUUCUCCGGCUAGGUUAUUGGCAAUUGUCAAACCGCGGAGAAACCUUCUAUGGCAUUGGCGAGGUCGAUGCGCCAAUCCGAACACCGUCUUUGCACCACCUGGAGAAGAACCUUCAAAUGCAGUCGCAUGGACUGUCCAAAGUGUCAAUAGAUGUGGAACGACAGGCAAUAACGGAGGAAGGCGAGUACUAUGAUCAUCUGUACUCUCCUGCUGUUCGUUAUCGUUGGAUCCCAUGGUUUCUCAAAGACACGUCUGUGAUAGCUUGGACUGUUAUUAUAUGCGCUUUAUUCAUCGCCUUUGUGCUAGUCAGUUUUAUCCAUGAUGCUAUCCGGGGAGGCUUCCCUCCACGACUGCCGACACUGCCUUCUACUGGCGCCUUCUCGUCCUCCAACUUCUGCUACAGUUUUGUUCCAGCCCUCAUCGGAAACAUCUUCUUCCUCGCCUGGCAGCCUAUUGACGUCUUCUUCCGUGCGUCGCAACCCUUUGCUUCGUUGUCUUCGUCCGAUGGUGCACGGGCGGAAGAGAGUCUGUUGCUCGCGUAUCCUUCCUGUUUUCCUUUCCAGGUGACCGUCCUAGCGGUCGUCAACAAGCAUUACAAAGUGGCUUGGAUCUCAUUUAUGAGUGUUGCGUCUGCUGCCAUUCCGAUUCUCGCUGGAGGUGUAUUUAUUGCCUUGAAUUACCCAGCCGAGCACGUCGUGAAAAUUGCAGCAUCGAUGCCUGCUUUUUACGCGAUGGUGGUAUUCUGUGCUCUCUAUACUGUUUCCUUCUUGUGCAUCUGGCCGCGCCGCCGACGCUACCUUCCGCAUGAUAUCAGCACGCUCGCCGGUCUGAUCAGCUUCCUCUAUCAGAGUCCUCUCCUCGCGGAUAAAAUUCUGCGCGAGCCUAGGAGCAAGGCCGAUCUCGUCACUCGACUCGUUGUCGCACCACCCGGGGACCGAGAGCAUUCAGUGUACGGCUUUGGGAUCUAUAGUGUUCAGCUGCCGGUGGAGGACACGGUGACGUCUUUGUUCUUCAGCUCCUAUCUUUAUUCGCCCAAGGACCCGUUAAUCCGCGAAGGGUUCAUGGAAAUGGUGCCCGCGGCUUACUCGAACGCGCAGCCUGGGUCGCAUUUAAAACUCAUCACUUUGGCGGUCUCUUUCUUCUCGGUGUGCGCGUGGACGGGAAACCGAUCGUAUCUACGGACUGCCGAACAGCUGUGUGCGCAAGCAAUAGCUAAGACCAGGGAAGCGAUCCAAGCUGGCAUUGACCAAAAUCAGGACGAGAUCCUGAUGACAGUGCUGUUGCUGUCAAUAUAUGAGGAAUUUUUGGCUUUGAAGGAGCGCCGACCUCCCGGAAAGACACAUCUGCGUGGCGCGAUUGCCUUGGUGAAUAGUCGCAGUCCCGAUCAGCGGGAGACGGACGUCGCGGUAACGCUGGAAAAUGCAGUGCAUGCGCAGCUUAUCAAAAUGUCCAAAGGGCUCGCGUACCCCGUCAUGCAGACUCCCAAGAUCUGGCCGCCCGCGCCAAUUGCCCCCGACUCAGCCUCCACUCAACUACUGAUGGCGACGUCUGAUCUGGUCAGCCUCCGCCAAGCCUGGGAUAAGCUCGCCCUGGAGGUGCCUACCGAUGUCACCGCGCUUGAGGAGAUUCUCACACGGGCGAGGCAUCUAGAUACCAGGCUGGUGGCCUGGACGCAUGCCCUACCCGACCACUGGCACCCCGUCCCUGCGACAAUGAUAUCGGAUUCCAUCCGUAAAGUGGGCAUGUACAAGAAUCGAUGCGACUGCUACUCGGACCUCUGGAUCGCCAGCACCUGGAACUUCUACCGUGACUCGCGCAUCGUCAUCCAGAACAUUAUCCUGGGCUGCCUGCGCCGUCUUGGGCCGCCCCUCCGUGCCGACGAGAUCCAGUGCGCAUUAGACGUCAUCCAGGAUUCCGCCGUUGGGAUCUGCGCCACCGUCCCGUACUUCCUUGGCAGUCAGUCGCAGCCGGCGCAGGUGGGCAUGGAGAAGAUCGACUACCCUGAGGCGAACAGCCGACGGGUGAGCGCGGCUCACCGGCAAACAUCUCCGCUGUUGGGGGGAUGGCUCGCAUCGAACAACUUGCUGAAUAUGACUAUGCUUCCUCUAACGGAUGAGCUGCGUGAUUGGAUUUUGGAGCAGAAGCAGCGCGUGCUGCGGAUCUACACAUGUUCAGUCGACCACCAGGUGACUCCACGGGACCAUACCUCAUUUGCAAUUGACCUCGAGAGCUACCAACCAACAAAAGUAAUCAUCAUGGGUCUCCUCCGCUACUUCAUCCCCCCUCAACAACAACCCCAACAACAAGAAGAAUCACGAGAACCCUCCUCCGCAACCCAAACAACCCUCCCCUCGACACCAACAGAAAUCGACCCCCCCCUCCCGAAACUCUGGACUCCGCAGACGAAUCUAAAACUCUUCCUCGGCGGCCUGGCCUUCUUCGCCCUCACAGCCUUCACGACGCGCCGCGCGAUCCAGAAGCGCCAGAUCGCCGGCAUCCCGCCGUUCUUCACGUCGGCGCAGUACCACAGACCGGCCGUCAGCGGCGGGGUGGAGGCGUUUGAGGCGCUAAAUCUGGCGACGUUGAACGUGUUGGCGCUGGCGAUGGCGGGGACGGGCGGGGUGUUGUACGCGAUGGAGAUUAAUUCCGUGGAGGAUAUGCGGCGGUAUGUGCGGCGGGUGUCGCUUUCGGAGGAGGAUGCGGCGAAGGGGCUCGCGGAGGGGGAUCGGGAGAUGGAGCGGGAGGUGGAGGCUUGGGCGGCGAAGGUUUUGGGGGAGAAGUUUGGGAAGGAGUUGAAGGCGCAGCGGGAGAAGGAGUUGUUGGAGCUGGAAGAAAAGAAGGGGAAGGGGAAUUGAGUUGAGAUGAGUUGAGUUAUUUACUAAGAGGACUGAUACGGGAACGGUCUUGAUGAUUGAAAAUAUGGAUAUGGGUUGGGUGGGAUGGAUGGAUGGAUUAAUCUAUCUGGAUGGAGUUUUCGGUUUCGGUUUCCGGGAUAUAAUCUCUACUUUUUUUUUUCUUUGCUUCGCUCGUGGCAUACAUACAUACAAUACCCUACUCUUGUAUUUACUGCAUCUGCAUCAUCUACUAACCUG
Aspergillus saccharolyticus JOP 1030-1 is the source of this 4890-nucleotide messenger RNA. RefSeq names its product DUF3433 domain-containing protein. The record is from RefSeq and is a predicted model, not a curated record. Lineage: Eukaryota; Fungi; Ascomycota; Eurotiomycetes; Eurotiales; Aspergillaceae. The transcript has 7 exons. Bases 379 to 4653 code for a protein of 1424 amino acids.